UUGCAAUUGCCUGCAUGUCCCACAAAAAUUUUGAAGUAACAAAAAAAGCAUUUAUCCAAUAGAGUACUAAUUAUUGCAAUUAGUGUUCUUGUCUGCAUCAUUUUGCUGUAGCAUGCAUUUGUGCCAAAAUGUAUUGGAACAAAGGGUUGAAAGAGAAAAUUGCUUCAACCUUGUUGUUUGCCAACCAAUAUCCAAAUAUUUCUUAUGCAGAACUUCUUCAGGCAACUGAAGGAUUCUCUUUGAGAAAUAUGAUUGGCGAGGGAAGCUAUGGUUCUGUGUACAAAUGGAUUCUGAAUUGUGAAACUACGAAAGCAAUUGCUGUCAAGGUACUCAAUCUUCAAGUAAGGGGAUGCAACAAGAGUUUCUUGGCUAAAUGUGAAGCAUUGAGGAACAUCUGUCAUCGAAAUCUUGUUAAGAUAGUCACUGCUUGCUCAAGCAUAGACUUCCAAGGCAAUGAGUUCAAGGCUUUGGUCUUUGAAUUCAUAUCCAACGGGAGUCUUGAGAGCUGGUUACAUUCGAGUUCACUGAACCAGGAGGACUCUAGGAACUUGAACCUUGUUCAAAGGCUCAAUAUUGCAGUUGAUGUAGCCUCUGCAUUGGAUUAUCUUCACAACCAUUGUGAAACACUUAUCAUUCACUGCGAUUUGAAACCGAGCAAUGUUCUUCUUGAUGAUGAUCUCUCUGGCCGUGUCAGCGAUUUUGGUCUAGCAAGAAUUUGUCUCACCAAGACAAGUGCAUCCACUCAUACACACAACAGUACUUCAAGUAGAAUUAGAGGAACAAUUGGAUAUAUUGCUCCAGGUAAUUUUAUCAAUUUUAUAGUUCUUUUGUUGAAAGUUUUCAUUCUAAUUUGUGUUGUACACUAAAAGAAUCAGUAUUUGUAUCAAACUACAUGAUUUCAGUUACAUUAUUUUAACCUCACAUAUGGAAAAAGUCUCCAUUUUACAUAACAAGAUUAAUUGGUAUUGAAUUGAAUAUUCUAAAUUUCCAUGUGAUGUCAAAAGCUGUUUAAUCUAUCAAAAUACCAAUCUUAGAAUAUUCUGGAAGUUUAGCCUGGUUGGUAUAGUUUCUACAUUUUUUUUUUCUCUAAAAACAACCAACUUUUUUGGACAACUCCAAAAGGUUAUUUUCGAAUUUUUGAAAAACAUUAAUGCACAAAAAUUUUAAAUAUGACAAAAAUGACCGGGUGUUUUUGAUGCAUUGUUUUUGUUUCAAAAAAAAAUAUGAAUAACGAAAAUGAAGAAAACAAAAUUAAUAUCAAACUGUUGUGAUUGCUUCUACUUGCAGAAUAUGCUGUAGGUGGGGAAGUGUCAAUAAAAAGUGAUGUGUACAGUUAUGGGAUUCUUUUACUAGAGAUGUUUAUAGGGAAAAGACCAACCGACAACAUGUUUGCAGACAAUUUUAACCUCCAUAACUAUGUUAAGAGGGCUGCUGCUGAGCAGGUGAUGGAGAUUGUUGAUCCUUCACUGAUAUCAGAAGGGCCAAAUGAAUCAAAUAGGACUAGCGGAAGCAGCAGAGGUGAUAUUGUCGGGACAGUGAAGUGCUUGGGAUGUAUUCUUCAAAUUGGAGUUAUGUGUUCUGUAGAUUUAGCAAGUGAAAGAAUCAAUAUUAGUGAUGCUCUCAUGGAAUUGCAAGUGAUUAGAGAUGUUUAUCUCGGAAAAAGAGAGAUGAAAUAAACAAAGAUGACAAGAUCAUCAUUGUAGUUUUUUGCUUUAGUUUGUGUGAUUCUAUUAAUCUCAUUUUGUGAGAAAAUUCUGAGAUACUUGUAGAACAUAGUUGUAAAAUCGUUACUUGUUUGAUACAGCUUAUUGUGGGUGC
Molecule: messenger RNA, 1818 nt
Organism: Camellia sinensis
Lineage: Eukaryota; Viridiplantae; Streptophyta; Magnoliopsida; Ericales; Theaceae
Source: RefSeq, a predicted model, not a curated record